Messenger RNA from Eremomyces bilateralis CBS 781.70, 3484 nucleotides. RefSeq lists its product as uncharacterized. The coding region runs from base 196 to 3099 and encodes 967 amino acids. Gene Ontology annotation, molecular function: protein binding. NCBI's taxonomy places the organism in Eukaryota, Fungi, Ascomycota, Dothideomycetes, Eremomycetales, Eremomycetaceae. The transcript is spliced from 3 exons. The record is from RefSeq and is a predicted model, not a curated record. Gene Ontology annotation, cellular component: cytoplasm; exocyst. Gene Ontology annotation, biological process: exocytosis; Golgi to plasma membrane transport.
ACUCUGCCAACGGCCAAUUCUGGCCUCCAUAAUACCCGGGAAAUCGAGAGUCACACGCCAAUGCUUGGAGUCCUGGCCCCUAUUUCCUUUUCCCCUUAGCGACCAUGGGACAUUGUGUGCAGUCAUAUAUGAGGUAUCCGUGAGCCACCAGCUAAACAGCCGAUGUGCAAAUAAGCGGUCGAUUGUAACUUCAGAAUGUCGGGAUUCCAGCCUGCUCCCGUGUCGGGAGGGAGCCCCCGUCCCAGCAGUGAUAAGGGUGUGCUGUCAUCGCUCCGAGCUACCUCUAUGGUGCAGACGAAGCACUCGUUGCCAGCCGAAAUCAUCCAAUUGAUCCUCCCCUACCUCCCGAUCCCCACCCUCAUCAAUGUCGCCCGCACCUCCCGCCGAAUGCGCGAAAUGGUCUACGAUGACGCCCUCUGGAUCCGCCGGCUGAGCGCCAUGGGCCGCUGGGACGAAGGGGAAGCACGGCGGCGAUUCGAGGCGGAUAUGCGCCGGAAACUCCAAGCCCAGCGAGCCAGCCUAGGCAUCCCGCCGCUAUCAACACCUGCAGGACGAGGCGCUGGCGUAGGCAGAGGGGGGCCGCAACCCGCAGCGAGCGGCACAGUAGAAACACCACCAUCCCAAGCCCGUGACGAAAAUCCAGCGGCCGAGACGAUCUUCGAUGCUGCUGCAGAAGCGCAACAGAAGCAACCUCCCACCCAACGCCAGUCCGCCACCCACCCAUCCCGCUCCAGCAAGUCCUCCGACGGCUUCGAACCCGCCAUCCCCGCCCCCAACGGCCACGCCAACCCCUCUUCCACCACCCAACCCCCCAACACCCUCGACGCAUCCCUCACCAUAAUCCGCAGCCUCCGCUCCCUCCGCGGCGGCGCCCGCCACGAAUAUGGUCGCGCCUACAAGGCCCUCGCCCCCUUCUAUCGCGACAUCGUCAGCUCCGCCUCGCACGGGGAUCCGUCGUCGUUUCAUGUGUUCCAAACCUUCCGCGACCCGGAGCAGCAGGCGCGCAUGCUCGCGCAGCUGCGCGUGUUCGCGCGGAGUGACAGCGCCAUGGGGUGGGAGGUGCGCGAGGGGCGGCUGGAUAGUAUGAUGGGAGUGUUUGAGAGCGCAGUGUUGCGGGAGUUUGGGAACGGGGUGGAUGUCGGGGAUACAGAGGGGCGGGUAAGGCGAUAUGCACGGGUGUUGGUGGUGUUGAAUGGAGGGGCGUCGGGGGUGGAUCUGUGGUUGGCGCGGAAUCCAGUGAUUGCGGGGAAGCGGGGGUUCGGGGAGCCGGGGGAAUGUUUGAUGAGCUUGUCGACGACGCAUGUGGUGAUGGCGCCGGCGCAGGAGUUUUUUCGGCGGCUGGUGCUGGGGGUGAACGAGCAGAGUAAGACGAUCGAGCGGGUGUUUCCGGCAAACGUGGAGGUGUUCGUGCCCUUUUUGGAGCGGGUGUGUGAGGAUGUGGUGGGCGAGUAUGUCACAACGUUGUUCGAUCAGGCACACGAGAGGAGUUUGGAGGCGUAUUUGAGUGCCGUAUCAGCGACGUUUGAUUUGGUGAUGCAGUUUGCGAACGCGAUACGACCUCCGAACGUACCGAUACAGGAUCGAGACGAACGCAUGGCGAAGGCGAUGGCCGAAGUGUUUGAGCCGCAUAUCGACCUGUAUCUGCAGGAGGAGCUAGGGUUCUUCCGGAAGAAGGCUGAUGCGGAGGUCGAUGCGUGGGAGAAGCGUCUGAAGGACGAAGAGGCCUCGACGGAGUCCUUUUACAUGUCUCAUUUCAGCAGACAAGCCGAGAAGCGAGAUUUUCUCACCUCGUUCCGGAAAGUCGUCAUGAUGCCAGUCCAAGUGGUCGGAUCUAUCACCGCGCCUAUGACAGCGCCAUUCUCCAACCGACCCGCCUCUAUUUCGGCAGCAGCUCCGAGUGGCGAUAUGCUGCAUCCCUCCAGAGCAUCCAGUCCCGCCCCUACCGACCGAUCCAACAGCCCUCGAAACCCAAAGGCCCCGACCGACGAACUCGCCGCUAAAGCUGCCCUCCUCAACACCCGCCUCGAAGGCAUCAAAAGCCUCUUCUCCAUCGAAAUGGCCCUCAACCUCGUCCACACCGCCAAAACCUCCCUCGAGCGCACCGCCCGCUUCGCCCAACGACCUCCUCCCCCCUCCAAAUCCGCCCCCGCCCGCAUCUUCCACCCCAUCCUCGCUGCUCGCGCCCAAGAAGCCCGCGAACAAUGCGAAAUCAUCUUCGUCACGCUUCUCCAAAUCCUCGGCUCCCGACACAUCCAAUCGGGGUUCACGACCGCGAUUACGCACCUCAGCGCCUACAACCCUCGCGCUGCCGCCUCCCACGCCGGGACGGACGGCGCGCCCACCCAGCCGCGGGUGGAGCCGCUCGUCACCUUCCUCGAGCUGGUCAACGUUGGCGACCUGAUCCAGCAGAUGAUCGACGUGUUCUACGUGCAGGAGCUGGUGGGGCCGAAGCUGGUGGAGCGGGAUGACUUCCUGUCGGCGGCGGCGAAGGAGAAGAAACGGUUCGAGCAGAUGCUGGAUGGGCAAGUGGCGAGCGGGCUGAAUCAGGGGAUCGACGUGUUGAUGGAGGAGGUGGAGUAUAUGAUGGCGACGAUGCAGCAGGUGGAGGAGUUUUGUCCGGCGGCCGGGGUGGUGGAGGUGGGGAGGAGUGAGACAGCGGGGAGGGUGGUAGAGGUGGUGCGGGAGCAUUUGGAGAUGUUGGUGGGGAGCACGGAUCGGAAUGUGUUGGAAGUGUUUAAUCAGGAGGUGGGGGUGAGGUUGUUUGGGGCGCUGUGUAAGCAUAUCAAGCGGCAGCGGGUGAGUGUGGAUGGAGCGGUGAGGUUGAUCAGCGACAUGAACCACUACUACUCCUACAUUGUCACGCUCAAGAACAAACUCCUCACCGAAUACUUCAUCGCACUACGGGAAGUGGCGCAGAUCUUCUUGAUCUCCGGAAAACACGCCAAGGAGAUUGCCACCAUCAUCGCGGACCCCGACCGAUACCAGGGCAUUUUCCGACCGGAAGACGUGUAUGAGUUCGCUGAAAGGAGGGCAGAUUGGCUGAUGAUCAAGCCUAAUGUUGAAAGAGCUAUGUAUGGUGCGGGUUGUGUGGUUAUGUAGGGGAGGGGAGGGGAGGGAUGGGGGGUAUAUUGAGAGGAUUCUUUGGCGGGUGUUUGGAAAGACAAACUUGGAGAUUAUUUGCAUAGCGAUUUGGUGAAAGACAGGUACGGUUAAGGGCAUUGGGUAAAUGGGGACUGAUUGAUCAUUGUGACUUGCACUCUUGCACUCCUUUGCUUCUCCAUUGCUGCUCCAUCGCGCUGUUUCUCCUUCCAUGAUUACCGAAUUGGGAUGUGGCUGUAGAAAUGGAACAGAAAUCCCUGUCUGUGUCGUGCUGCAGGCAUCAAGGCCAUUAGGCAUCAAACAGCAGCACCGAACAGAAACGGAAGUCACGACUCACAAGCCACCUGCAUCGUGCAUCGAAGAAGUCACAUGUCACACGUCACAU